Molecule: messenger RNA, 650 nt
Organism: Eruca vesicaria subsp. sativa (arugula)
Lineage: Eukaryota; Viridiplantae; Streptophyta; Magnoliopsida; Brassicales; Brassicaceae
Source: the annotation of a GenBank genome assembly
GCCAAGAGAAAAGGAACCAUCGAAGUUUGCGUAGGAAGGAGAUCGCGAGAAGACGAGGAGAAUGGAGGUUCCAGGUUCAUCGAAGAAGAUGAUCGCAACGCAAGAAGAGAUGGUCGCAGCUAGAGUCCCUCUCGGUUACAGAGACCAGUGCGCUCAUCUCCUGAUCCCGCUCAACAAAUGCCGCCAGGCCGAGUUUUUCCUUCCCUGGAAGUGCGAGGACGAGCGCCACGUGUACGAGAAGUGCGAGUACGAGCUCGUCAUGGAGAGGAUGCUCGCGAUGAAGAAGAUCCGCGAGGAGGAGGAAGCUAAGGCUAAACAAAGUAAAGUGCAAGGGAGUGGUGUUCCUUUGAUCCCUAAGACCGCUAAUGCUUAGGGAUUCUCUGCAACUGGGGAGAAGGUGGGGGCUCUGCUUUUCCAUAUUUUCUUCUUGUUAGUGAUGAAAAAUGUGUUGCUACAUUUUCAGAUGUGUAUGUUCAAGAUUCUCUCCCUUUUUUUAUUGAUUUUGGUAAGUCUGAACCAAAAGAAAAUAAGAUGGAAACUCAUCUUUUUGUUGGUUUUCUAUCUUUUAAGCUUUGAGAAAGAAAGAAAAUUGAACAUAUGAGAAAAAUAAAACUAUUCUCUUAUUUAAUGAGAAAAAUCCUCAGCAGGCC